UUUCCAUCUCCACUUUUCCACACAUUUAUCUUCGCCUCGAAGUUAUUAUCCUCUUAACGCUUUUUCUCUCUUUCACAUUCCAAGAACCCUAGUCUUCACUCAGCACUUGUACUAGCUCAGCUCAGUUUGGCCAAUUGCAGUCAUAUUGAGCUGCAAAAUCUUUUUUUUUGUUCCGGAAAGCCAUUUGCGGGGAUCAGAGUGAAUUGGGCUGUAACAAAUCAUUCAGCCGUGGAAUUGGUGUGACAGCGCCCAAGGCCAGAACACGUGAUAAAUUCAAAUCUAAGUUUUCUUACCUCUAAUUCUGGUUGAGUAAAACAGUAAUUUGUGCCAGGGUUUCAGUUUUUAGAAGAGAUUAGAAGAUGACUCGAAUCUUGGUUCAAAGAGGUUCUGCAGGAUCUUCAUCGUCCUCCAACCAGAGCAGACCUUCAGCAUCAGCAUCGGCACCAAGUUGCUCUUCUUCUACGCCAGCUCCAGCCCAGUCAGUGGUUGCUAAUAAUAACAACAAUUAUCAAAAUCCAGUUGUUUCAGCUGAAAAAGAUGAUGAAUUGGCAAUAGAAGCACAAGAAAAGAAUGUUGUAGAUGAUUGUUCUGAUAUUUCUGGUGCUUUUGAGAGUAAGGGAGUGAGUAAUGAUGAUCUUUCACCAACAAGCUUGGAUAGUAAUCAGAAUGAAGCAGAUGAAAAAACUGUUGAAAAUGAGUCGCUUCCUAGGGAUGAUUUUACGAGUACGGGCGAUUUGUUAAAAGACUUUGGUGGAUUGAGUGUGGUGGAAGAAGAAAUUGAGGGCUUGGUUGGAAGUUCAUUGCAAAUGGUUACGGGAAGCACAUAUCCACCGCCACCUCCUGUUCCUCCUCCUAGACCUUCUUCAAUGAACUCAAAUCUCAGGAGAUCUGCAUCAGGCACUUCAAGUGCUGUGCGGGUAGGAUCAUCUAGGAGAACUGCUGGAUGGCCAACUGUUUCAACGAGGACUUCGCCAACUGGAUCUCGACCUUCGUCUCCUCGAUCUCACUGUGAAAGUGAAGGUUAUAAUAGUGCUGAUGAGCAAAGUCCUUGCUUUGGAUCCUCAUAUGAUGAUACAGAGAGGGAACGACAGUUUGAGAUGGAUAUAAGGCGGGACAAAGGAUUGGAAGUUAAGAAAAUGCUGGAGGAUGGAAACUGCCUCUUUCGUGCUGUUGCUGAUCAAGUUUAUGGUGACUCUGAAUUACACGACUUGGUGCGGCAGAUGUGCAUCGAUUACAUGGAACGAGAAAGGGACCACUUCUCACAGUUCAUAACAGAGGGUUUUACUUCCUAUUGCAAGAGAAAAAGAAGAGAUAAGGUGUAUGGUAACAAUGUGGAGAUUCAAGCCCUGUCUGAGAUGUACAAUCGGCCUAUUCAUAUAUACUCUUAUACUACAGAGCCUAUCAAUAUAUUCCAUGGAAACUACAACACAGACACUCCUCCAAUACGACUCAGUUACCAUCAUGGGAAUCAUUACAAUUCACUUGUUGAUCCCCGCAGAUUAACAGUUGGUGCUGGGUUGGGGUUUAGUAGUCUACGCGGGACAAAUGUUGACAAGGAUCAAGUGAAAGCAGCUAUCAAAGCACAGCAGGAUCAGCAGAUUGAUAAUGCACUACUUGCUGAAGGACGGUUUUACUCUGAUCUUGAACUUACUGAAAAGGAAAUUGAACGCAUGGUGAUGGAAGCUUCUAGGGCUGAGUAUCUUUCUAACAACACGUUCAAGCAACAGCUCGGUCAUAGAGAAUCUUCUACUUCAGGUGCUGAACCAUCAUCAUCUGGAGCCAGGUCAUCUAUCAGCGAAACCAAGAAGGAAGGGGGACGUGAUUCUGCAUUGCCUGAGUGUGUCCUAAGUAGCAGCAUGCAGAUCGUUCUGUCAAUGGGCUUCAGCUAUCUGCAGGCAAUCGAAGCCUACAGCAUAUUCGGGGAUGAUGUGGACUCUAUGGUCUAUUAUCUUUUAGAAACCAGCAGCAGCAGACGCAAAGGCAAGGCUACUGAAUGAGGAGGAAGUGUUAAAAUGGCAUUAGGUGCUAAGUAGAAUCUGUUACCUUCUUGGAUGAUUGUAUCUUUGCCUCCGCCUUCUUGAAUUGUUUACAGGCCUUCUCCUGAUCUUUCUAAUAAUAAAAAAAAUGAGCUGCGUUUAGGGAAAGCAUGUAGGCUUCAACUGUGAUGGGUGGUAAGGUAGACUUCGAUGAAUCCUUUGGCUCUCAUAUGGUGUUAAUGACUGGUAGAUGCAAUGUGUUAAGUUUCAUUACCAAUUCACUUUGUGUCUAAUUUGAAGCACAGUUAAGCAGGAAAAGCUGGAAAGGUUGUGGA
Molecule: messenger RNA, 2311 nt
Organism: Coffea eugenioides
Lineage: Eukaryota; Viridiplantae; Streptophyta; Magnoliopsida; Gentianales; Rubiaceae
Product: OTU domain-containing protein 5-B
Exons: 10
Coding region: 360-1997 (545 amino acids)
Biological process (GO): protein deubiquitination
Molecular function (GO): cysteine-type deubiquitinase activity; K63-linked deubiquitinase activity
Source: RefSeq, a predicted model, not a curated record